Messenger RNA from Candida albicans SC5314, 1452 nucleotides. RefSeq lists its product as uncharacterized. Gene Ontology annotation, molecular function: ligase activity, forming carbon-nitrogen bonds; ATP binding. The record is from RefSeq and is a predicted model, not a curated record. Lineage: Eukaryota; Fungi; Ascomycota; Pichiomycetes; Serinales; Debaryomycetaceae. The coding region runs from base 1 to 1452 and encodes 483 amino acids. Gene Ontology annotation, biological process: tRNA processing. The transcript has a single exon.
AUGGCUAUAACUAAUGUGCUAUUUCGGAAGUCGCUUGACAGGUUGUUCAAUGGAAAAGCACCAAAAAAGGUGGCUGUUGCGUUAUCAGGUGGUCCUGACUCCAUGCUUCUAACAUGGUUCUUGCUGCAGUGUAAAUUCGAGAUAUAUGCCAUCACCAUCGAUCAUAAAUACAGACCAGAAUCAAGUCGAGAAGCUUUGUCUGUAUAUGAACGAGUGAAAAAUUGGAACUUAAACCAUAUCAUCAAGUCGCUCGACUACCCAGCUGGGGUUGAUCCUACAAAACUAAACAAUUUUGAAGAGAUUGCCAGAGGAAAGAGAUAUGAGGCCAUGGCUCAAGUUUGUUACGACAAGGACAUUCCGGUUCUAUUUUUGGGCCACCAUAGAGACGACCAGCUAGAAACGUUUAUUCAGAGACUACAGGGCAACUCUUCCAUUUUUGGAUUGGCAGGAACACAUAAAGUAUCGCCGUUGCCCAUUAGCAAAGACUUAAGUCCCACGUCAGCACUUUUCAACCAAACCAGCCAAGUCCGUAUUUUACGACCGUUUUGGGAUUACGAUAAGCAAGACAUUCUUGAAACGUGUCAGCUCAACAAUAUUGCCUACGUGACCGACCCAACUAACAAAGAUGUGAGCUUGACGAGGAGAAAUUAUUUGCGGCAUUUGAUAAACGACAUUAUACCUGCAAAAAACAAUCAAAGCCAUUCGCCGUAUUUGCUAAUAGAUAAAAGCCAAUUAAUUGAUCUGCACACUAAGUGCUUGGAGUUUGCAACGAUGUUUGAAAAUAGGGCUAUGGCAUUGUCUGAGAGUUUACAAAGUAGUGGGCUAAUUAAAGAGUUUCCUGCGUUAGGAUCGCUACAGGUUAAAUUUCCUCGCCAAUGUUUGGAUCAAACAAAUGGGAUUGUUACAAGCCGAUUUCUUUAUAGGAUUCUACACUCCUAUUCUACGUUAAAACACUACCACUGGGCAUAUGCCAAACUAGAAAGACAAUUGAUACCCAGAAUAACCAAGUUUCUUGAGCAGGGCCAAUCCGGCACAUUCAAAUUGACAAUGAUGAAUUUGGUGUUUGAGGUUACAAAUAACAUCCAGUCUGAGUAUGUUCCCAUUCACAUAUACAGGUGUCCAAUAACAACAAAAGACUGGCCGUCCAUGCAAGAAACACUAACUGUUAGCCCCGAGUGGAGCGAGUGGAAAUUGUUUGACAGUAGAUUUUGGUUAAGAGCAAGAUCAAACCGCUAUAGUGGCCAGCUUUCAGUUAUUCCGUAUAUCCAUAAAAAGCAUAAGCAACUCUUACACGACAACCUCGACGCCAACAAGUCUUUUGACACACUUCCAGCAAUAAAAGCCAACUCUGGCAAAAUCAUAGCCUUUCCAACUUUGGGAGCUAUGUGUUCUGACUAUGGUAUAGUCUACGAAUGGAGGCCUAAAAAAAAUAGAUUCUCCUACUGUAAAUAG